AUGAGACGGAGCUAUCUCCAGGUUCCGCUAGCAGAGCAGAGCCGCCAUCUCACUGCAUUCAACACACACAUAGGCAUGUUUCAGUAUCGCCGUAUGCCCUAUGGACUGAAUUCAGCACCUAGCGCAUUCCAGAAAAUCGUUUCUUCAGUUCUAGCUGGAAUCGAGGGCACGUUGAAUCUCCUUGAUGAUGUGGUAGUCUUCGGAGAGGACAAGGCUCAGCAUGAUCAACGAUUAGCAGAAGUCAUGACGCGCCUCGCCAAGCAUAACUUGACGCUCAACGAGGCCAAGUGCACGUUCGCUGCCUCGGACAUUGAUUUUCUGGGAUAUCAUGUCACUGCAAGUGGUCUGACGCCUACACUCGACAACGUUGCAGCUAUCCGAUCACUCCCAGCCCCAACGAAUGUGAAGGAGCUAGCCUCAUUCUUGGGAACAACGAACUUCUACCGCAAAUUCGUGCCACAAUACGCAGAAAUCGCAGAACCUCUGCAGAAGCUUCUCCGGAAGGACGCGCUUUGGGAAUGGCACAACGCACAAGAGACCGCAUUCAACACGCUCAAAGGAAGAAUCGCAGAGCCACCAGUUCUCGCUCACUUCACUCCAAGCGCUGAAAUGUACGUGACUACAGACGCGUCAGCGUUCGCUAUCGGAGCAGUGUUAUUGCAAACGAUCGACGGCAGUGUACGUCCGGUCGCAUUCGCAUCUCGAGCGUUGUCGGACACAGAGCGAAAGUAUUCUACAGGAGAACGCGAAGCUCUCGCAUGCAUCUAUGCCUGCGAACACUGGCAUAUGUACCUCUACGGUCGCAAGUUCACACUUCGUACUGACCAUCAAGCCUUAACAACCUUGUUGAGCACUUCAGGAUCUGGACACCGCCCACUCCGCAUCUACAGAUGGUCAGAUCGACUGCACCAAUAUGAUUUCAAGGUCGAAUAUCUCGCGGGUUCACGCAACCGAGUAGCAGAUAUGCUUAGCCGUACACCGAACACGAAUAGCAAUCGCGAUAGCCAUGCAAGAAGCGACAUCGAAGACGACGUCGAAGACUACGUUCUUAUGGUGAUCUCUCACGUGACCGCAAAGCUUGUGACGCGUGAGCAGCUGAAAACAGAGUCAGCCGCAGAUGCAACUCUACAGAAGGUCUGUCAUUAUCUCCAAACAGCAUGGCCUAGAGAGAUUUCCGAAGACCUCGUUCCAUAUCAUCGUGUUCGCAAUGAGCUAGCUAUCUUCGACGACACGUGUAUCGCCCGUGGCACACGAGCGGUAAUCCCGAAAUUGCUUCAACAUCGUGUGUUACAAACCGCACAUGAAAGUCAUCCAGGUGUGGUGAAGAUGAAGCAACGAUGUCGCGAAGCAAUCUGGUGGCCAGCGAUCGAUCGACGCGUAGAAGAUCUCGUCAGAUCUUGUGAAGCGUGUACUCUCAGCGAGAAAACUCAACCGCGGCCAGCACCACUGCAGCCGACCCCAUGGCCGAAGAAGCCAUGGCAGCAACUUCAAGUCGACAUCUUUGGGGAAGUCCAAGCCGCUCCUCUAAGUCAGCGAUUUUUGUUAGUUGUACACGACCUCCAUAGCAAGUGGCCUGAGAUAGCAGCAACAAGCUCAGUCACUACGACAUCAGUCAUUAGCAUCUUCGAGAAGAUGUUUACCAAGUGGGGUCUUCCAGAAUCUAUCACCACGGACAAUGUACCACAGUUCACGUCUGAACAGUUCGAAGAAUUCCUAGCCGUUAAUGGAAUUCAACAUCGCCUCACAACUCGCUACAACCCUCAAAGCAAUGGCGGCGUAGAGCGUUUCAACCGGGUAAUCAAGGAGAGUUUGAAAGCGAAUCUCGCAGAUGGAAUGACCUUCGAUAAGGCCAUCCAGACCCUACUACGCACGUAUCGCUCAACACCUCAUUCGCUAACCGGAAAAACUCCAGCAGAGUUGAUGUUGGGACGGAACCUCCGUAUGCCAUUCAACAUCCUGAAACCACCGGUUUCAGAGCCUGCAAGCACACAGGCUGAAGCGAGAGGAAACAGCAAAGCAUGA
This is a messenger RNA of Lytechinus pictus (painted urchin), 2022 nucleotides long. RefSeq lists its product as uncharacterized. NCBI's taxonomy places the organism in Eukaryota, Metazoa, Echinodermata, Echinoidea, Temnopleuroida, Toxopneustidae. The transcript has a single exon. Gene Ontology annotation, molecular function: nucleic acid binding. Bases 1 to 2022 code for a protein of 673 amino acids. The record is from RefSeq and is a predicted model, not a curated record. Gene Ontology annotation, biological process: DNA integration.